GAAUGCCGGACAAAGAGAACAUAAGUGGCAACUUGUUAGCUUCUACCUCCAAAUAUCAAAAUAAGGUUGCCUCUGAAAAGAUCCUGCGUGCAGGGAAGGUUCUCCGUAACGCCAUCCUCUCCAGUGCGCCUCACAUGAUCCGAGACAGAAAGUUCCAUUCGAAAACAUACAGGCAGUGUUGCGUAGGAACAGAGAUGGUGGACUGGCAGAUGCAGCACAGCUCCUACGUGCUCUCUCGCCUUCAAGCUGUGGCCAUGUUGCAGGUGCUUCUGGAGGAAGGCGUUCUCCACCAUGUGGACCAGGAGCCAAGCUUCCAGGACAAGUAUCUUUUCUAUCGCUUCCUGGACGAUGAAGAGGAGGAGAGCUCUUUACCCAGCGAGGAGGAGAGGAGGGAGAGCCAAGAGGAGCUGCAGGAUACUUUGCUACUCCUCUCCCAGAUGGGGCCUGACGCUUACAUGAGGAUGAUUCUCAGGAAGCGGCCGUCGGAGAGAACGGAAGAUGAUUUGGAGAUCAUUUACGAAGAACUGCUCCACCUCAAGGCCUUAGCGCACCUUUCCACCACUGUCAAGCGAGAACUGAUGGGGGUGCUCAUUUUCGAGUCCCAUGCCAAAGCCGGAACAGUGCUGUUCAGCCAAGGCGAAGAGGGAACAUCGUGGUACAUCAUCUUAAAAGGCUCCGUCAAUGUGGUCAUUCAUGGAAAAGGUGUUGUCUGUACACUUCACGAGGGAGAUGAUUUUGGCAAGCUUGCUCUUGUCAAUGAUGCCCCCCGUGCCGCCUCCAUUGUUCUAAGAGAGGACAACUGUCACUUCCUGAGAGUGGACAAGGAGGACUUCAACAGGAUUUUGAGGGACGUGGAGGCCAACACAGUGCGCCUCAAAGAGCACGGCCAGGAUGUCCUUGUGUUAGAGAAGAGUCUCAGUAGUAAUCGGACCUCGGACCAUGGAGCCUCAACUUCCCAUUACAAGUACAAAGUAAUGUCCGGGACACCAGAGAAAAUUUUGGAACACCUACUUGAGAUGAUGCGAAUGGAUUCUCAGUUUUCAGAGUCAGAUUCCGCCUUAGAUGAUUUUGUGCUCAUGCACUGUGUCUUCAUGCCAAAUGUUCAACUCUGUGCAGUGUUGAUGGCUCACUACCACGCUCAGGCCUCGCAGGGCUCCGAACAGGAGAAGCUGGACUACACGCUCAACAACAAGCGUCGUGUGAUCCGCUUGGUCAUGCAGUGGGCCGCCUUGCAUGGAGAUCAUCUGCAAGAGGAAGACACAUCUGUGGUCUUCCUGGAGGACUUUCUUGUGGCUGUAGCUAAUGACGUGAAAUCACUUCCACUACUCAGUGAGCCACUACCAGAGCUGGAAAGAAUUGUAAAGUACAACACUGACGAUGCCAAGACAGCCCACAGAAAGCACAAAGUCUUACUGGAGCAGUUUAAUCGGGGAGAUGACGAGUUGCAGAAGUGUCUGCCCAUUAAGAGCAACGACGAAAUUCUAUUCAAAGUGUUUUGCUGCGACCACACGUACAUCACAAUGCGCGCCCUCGUUUCGUCCUCGGUCGGAGAGGUCCUGCAUGCUGUGGCCGACAAGAUGGGCUCAGUGGAGGACCUCCUACUGGUCAGUCUUAGCUCAGCUGGAGAUAAAGUCGUGUUCAAACCAAGUGAUGUAUCCGUGUUCUCCACUCUCACCGUUAAUGGACGUAUCUUUGCUUGCUACAAGGAUCAGCUGGAUUCUUUGACCCCCCUGCCGGAGCAGGAGGGUCCUUCUGCAGGCUCCUUGUCGAGUUUUGAGUGGAUGAGCACCAAGGAUGUUGCUUACCAUUUGACACUAUAUGACUGGGAGCUUUUCAACUGCGUUCAUGAGCUUGAACUGAUCUACCACAUCUUUGGGAGGCAAAAUAUGAAGAAAAGCACUGUGAACCUGGACCUGUUCCUAAAGAGGUUCAAUGAAAUUCAAUUUUGGGUGAUCACGGAGGUCUGCCUGUGCCCUCAGCUCAGCAAGAGGGUGCAGCUUCUCAAAAAGUUCAUCAAGAUCGCAUCCCAUUGCAAGGAGCACAGGAACUUAAACGCCUUCUUCGCUAUCGUCAUGGGUCUGAGUAACCCAGCGGUGAGCAGGCUGAAUCAGACCUGGGAGAAACUUCCCAGCAAAUUCAAGAAGUUCUAUGGAGAAUUUGAAAACUUGAUGGAUCCAUCCAGGAACCACCGAGUGUACCGACUGAUGGUCGCCAAACUCGAACCUCCCAUCAUCCCUUUCAUGCCGCUGUUGAUUAAAGAUAUGACAUUCACUCACGAGGGCAACAAGACUUUUAUAGAAAAUUUGGUCAAUUUUGAGAAAAUGCGAAUGAUUGCAAAUACAGUGAAGAUUGUGAGAUAUUGUAGAAGCCAGCCAUUCAGUCCUGAGUCACCAGUGGUGAACAAAAGCCACCCUGACGUGUGGCGCUUUGUGCGUCACUUCAGUGUGAUUGACAACCAAAGAACGCUGACCCAACUCUCCCAUGAACUCGAACCUCGCAGAUCUUGAUCCCCAUCAGGGAAGGCUGUCUUACUCGCAGCUUCCUUACUGCUGUUGCUGCUGUAACGUCAACACAGACAAUCACAGACUUGGAGGAAGUCAUCAGAGAUAAUGAGGUGCUGUUUCCAAAUGUGGAGGUUUUUCCUAUGCUGUAUUUCCACCACAGUCACUCUUAGCAAGCAAAUUAUUGCUCAUAGAGAAUAUCAAUUCAGGAAAGCAGGUAAACAUUUCUCUGGGACUUUAUGUUCUUGUUUAUUUCAGGUAUAAACUGUAUGUGUUGUGUUAAAUGUCUCAAUAUUUCUCAUAUCAAUUUAUCUUUUUGUAUGAAAUAUUAUUUAUAAAUAUUUGUGAACUUAUGUGCUGUAAAUUAUACAUAAAUAUUUAUUUUGUCAUUUG
Syngnathus typhle (broad-nosed pipefish) is the source of this 2894-nucleotide messenger RNA. RefSeq names its product Rap guanine nucleotide exchange factor 4a (gene rapgef4a). Lineage: Eukaryota; Metazoa; Chordata; Actinopteri; Syngnathiformes; Syngnathidae. Gene Ontology annotation, molecular function: guanyl-nucleotide exchange factor activity. The transcript is spliced from 25 exons. The record is from RefSeq and is a predicted model, not a curated record. Gene Ontology annotation, cellular component: plasma membrane. Gene Ontology annotation, biological process: positive regulation of GTPase activity; Ras protein signal transduction. Bases 3 to 2507 code for a protein of 834 amino acids.